Molecule: messenger RNA, 1302 nt
Organism: Maudiozyma barnettii
Lineage: Eukaryota; Fungi; Ascomycota; Saccharomycetes; Saccharomycetales; Saccharomycetaceae
Gene: PRP45
Product: mRNA splicing protein PRP45
Exons: 1
Coding region: 1-1302 (433 amino acids)
Biological process (GO): mRNA splicing, via spliceosome
Cellular component (GO): spliceosomal complex
Source: RefSeq, a predicted model, not a curated record
AUGUCGUUCAGUUCAUUGCUUCCACCACCUAUUCAUUCAGGGAAUGGGAAUCCACAAAAUCAAAGGAAUCGAAAUAUAGAGGAAUCAAAGGUAAAUGCAUUACUGAAAGGUGGGAACAAUAAUAAAAAAGAGGACAUUUCUGAUCAGAUAGAUAUAAUUCACCGCCAAAUAGCCUCUAAUGUUAAAUUUGAAGAUUUUAUACCAUUAAGACAACGUAAUUUCGAUAUGGAAAUACCACUACCAACCUCCGAUUCAAUCAGAGAAACAAAAGAGAAGACUCUUUCAUUUCUACAACGAUUACAAAGAGAUGAUAUAAAAUCAAGUGAUAACACAGUUGGGAAGGAAAUAGAAGCUACAACAAUGAAGAUUGGCAACCAUUCAGUCAAAGUUGUCACUCCUGUACAGGAUCCUUUACAACCAUCCCGUUUCAAGAGAACGGGUAAAAUAUAUACACCUAAUGUUGACCAGGAUAAAGGUCCAACCACUAUUUUACACGAUCUUUCAUCCACGGCAAAUUCAAGUAAAGCUAUUACUGCAGAAGAACGUUCUAAAUGGAAGAUACCUGCUUUUAUAUCGCAGUGGAAAAACCCUAAUGGGUUCACAGUGGAUAGAGUUACAGGAAGUAGCGAAGGGGGUGAAAUUAAAGAUAUAAAUGAUGGAUUUAGUGAAUUAUCUGAAGCUUUAGAAAUUGCAGAUCGUCAAGCUAAACAACGCCUACAAGAGAAGAACAAAGCCAAACGUAUUGCUUAUGAAAAAGAAGUAUCUGAAAAAGAGGCAAAGCUAAAAGAAUUAGCAAACAGAAGACGUUACAAUGGUAGUGGUCAUGAGCCAUUACGGAUUGAAAAACCAACAGGUCCAUCUCAUGAGAAUAGUAUGAAUAACAAUACCAAGAAACCGACAGGAAUACUUCUUCAAAAGCUUCGUAAUAUUGCUAAGCAAGAAGGCAGAGAUAUUAGUGAGAAAGUUAUUCUUGGAACUGCAAAAGCCACCACUGUUCCGGAGUUAAACUAUGAUUCACGUCUAUAUAUGAAAGGUGCACAAUCUAGCGCUAAACAACAUGGAGAACAACUCUAUGAUAACCCGUUGUUUGCCCAACAGGAUAUUGAGUCAAUAUAUAGAACGGAUUAUAACAAAUUGGAUGAACAAAUUGAAACAGAAAGUGGUCAAAGUGACGUUAUGUCCAAAGUAAACAAAGAGACAGGUAAUAUGAAACGUGGGCCUAUUGAAUUUACAAAAGCAAUCACCAAGGAAGAUGAAAAACGUAAAGCAAAUAAACCAGGUUUACAAAAAAUGAGUGAAUAG